This is a messenger RNA of Cydia pomonella (codling moth), 4341 nucleotides long. RefSeq names its product myosin-9 (gene CCDC151). Bases 2199 to 3881 code for a protein of 560 amino acids. The record is from RefSeq and is a predicted model, not a curated record. The transcript has 13 exons. Lineage: Eukaryota; Metazoa; Arthropoda; Insecta; Lepidoptera; Tortricidae. Gene Ontology annotation, cellular component: cilium. Gene Ontology annotation, biological process: cilium movement; outer dynein arm assembly.
AAGAAAAGUAGGUACGAGUAUACCACGGAUAUAUAAAAGCCCGAUGGUACUGAUACUUUUUCAUUCCUUAUCACCGAGCAAGAGGUGAUGAUAGGAAACUACUGAAAACGAUCCAUAGCGGAGAAUCAAACGAGGACUGUGUGUAAGUUGAACAACCUAGUUACAAUAUUGACAAAAUUGUAUUGGCCUUAUUGUCUAAUGAAAUGAUGUCAUUGCUCCCUUGAUCAAAACGAGAUGCGACUGUACUUUGACUUCUCUUUCCGACACGUUUCUUUUUAGAAUACAUAUACCCCGGUAAGAUAUACCUUCUAUGUACUAUGUAAGAUUUUCUUUUAGUCUGAUAUUAACAGUAUCAAUUGGAAAUUCAACUUAGCACUGUUCAAAUAUGCAAACGCUUCUGAGCACCGGGAACAGUAUCAAUGUGUACCAACACUUCUCAGAACACGGCGCCUCAACACACUAAAAGCAUAACAUUGGUCAUUUGUCGCUACUACACGCCAGUUUAAAAUCUACGUCGAAGCCUAUAAGGGUCAUAAUUCCAUGAAAAUUCGGAGGGCCUACCACGAACGACGUUUUGCCUCUCUGUUGCACUUGUAAAUUCGUAUAUAAGUGCGACAGAGAUGCAAAACUUAAUUUGUGGUUCGCGGUAGGCCCUUUGAAUCAACACACUGACCACUUGUAUCAGAGUUCAUUCAAAUUCGAUACCUAAACUGUUAAAGAUAGGGAUGCUAAUUCCGUGCAUUGGAUUAAGUAUUACUCAUGUUUUAGUUAAGAUUUAUACGCGACACUGCAGUCAAUUGAAGAGACAAUUGGACAUUAAUUCCGCUUAUAAAAGUAGAGCGGCCAUGUUUAUUAAACAUCGUGACAUCUGCAAUUCGAGUACGAUCAAUUUAAUCGAUUAAAUUGCUUAAAUAGCGUAACAAACUUAUUAUGGCCGAUGUCAACGAACGCUAAUAAAUGUUUAACAGUUUUGGGUACGUUCCGAUAACUUAAUGGUGGGUAAAUUUAGGAUUCUAACAAUUUGACCAAUGGUAAUUGCAAGAGCGGUUAGCAGCAGGCAAACGUAGCGAGAGGAUAAGCAGACAUGCGUAUGCAGUAUUCGAUGUUAAUUAGAACUGUAUUGUAGUAUCUGUAUGUGAUAUGAAUGGUAAUUAACGAAUGGUACAUAACAAAAACGAAUUCUGCCUUUUAAACAACAGACUAGAUACUUGUUCAAAAGGUUUAACUAGGAAACAAAUGUCAUUUAUUCUCUCGCCACGCAAAUUAGGUAGAAAUGCUUAUUUUAGAACAGUCUCUGACCGUUUAUAUGAAACCAAUUUAGGUAUUUAAAGGGUUAAACGUUUUAUAAUCAGGCAGGUACUUUAGGAAAGGAAAACACGAAACGGCCGCUGACAUUAUUACACGCAUACACCUAUUAUUAUACAUAUUAUUUAAUUUUUUCAAGAUUGAGACUGUUCUAGAAAUGAUUUCAGUUGUUAGACGCUGAUGCCAGAGAAAAAAACAAUCGCCAAUGCAAGCUUUUCUGGGCAGACUUACCUGUCACUAAAAAGGCGGCAAAUUCAAAACUAUAAACCUGAGAUCAUUUUAAAUUUCGCAUCUGACGUCAUUUUCAAUGUUGCGCCUUUUUCUAGUGACAGCACAGAUUAGCCAGACUAUAAGCAUCUAUCUGAUCUGACCCGGUGCAAAAGUCUGUGUCAAACAACACGUUAAUCUAAAUAGGUACAUGACGACGGGAGACUUUGCUACCGGCUCGGAUAAACUUGCAGUACUUACCGGAUUACUUAUUAUUCCGUCGUGGAGAUCAUAAAAUUACAAUUUCAAAUGCUUCUGAAACAGAGUAGGGACACAGAAAUUUCGAAACUACACCCAAUAUGAAUUGUAAGUCGCAACUUUCCCUUAAAACACACGAAAUGUGUUGUUUGAUCAAUAUUUAAGUCGUCUGCCAGGGCUCUGAGGAGUGAAUACCAACUAGGUGGGAUUUGUUAUAAUUUGUAUGCUACUAGUUGGUCGAUGUCGUGGUUACUAUGUGAGGAAUUAAGCUGUGUUUUUAGUCUAAAAUUAGGUGGAGUGCGGGUUUUCCAUUAAUUGUUCAGCUUUUCAAGUGUAUAAAGUGACGAUACCACGUUUAUUUGGCAUUAUUGUGAUUCAAUUGACGACAUCCCACUAAAAUUUGGAUUAACCUAACAGAGGUCUAAGCGAUGGCGAUGUGCUAUCAGAAGCACCCGUUUGAAAUAGAGACGGAGGAUCGGCUGACGACCAUAAAUACUAAAAUAUUUGAAAUCAAAAAGAAGAUACAACUUUCAGAGGGCCAAAGAAAGUCCCAUUACGAAGAGAACGAGUCCGAGAAACAACAGAACGUCGAUCUGAUCGAGACCCUCAAGAAGGAGAUCAAGCUCCGGCUCCAGGAGCUGUCAGCAGCGAGGGCAGUGGUGGGGGCCGACGAGGGGCAGGUCAAGAAGUACCUUAGCGAGGUCUGCCCUAUUGCCAACAAGACCUCCGACCAGAUCAUAAACAACCUAGACCUAAAAGUCAUUGAGCAGCGGAAAAUCCUCGACCUUCUAAAAUACGAGAAGAGAAGCAAAAAGAUGAAGCUCAGAGACUUGGAGAAGGAAUACGAGGGGCUUCUGAUAGCGACAACAAGGCGGGUCGUUAAGACUAAGGGGAGUCCCACAAGGAAGCAUGCUUCUCAUUUGGAGAACGAGAUACACAAAGUCCUCAUUCAGUGGACCGAGGCAGAGUUGGUUAAGAAAAAAUAUCAUUCCAUCAAGCAAGCGCUUAUCGAUGAUUCGGUCAAGUUCGAGAGCUCCCUGAGCAGGAUUGAAGAUCUACUAGAGAAACAGAAAGAGGAGAUAUCCAAGUUGGAGUUUGUCCGCGAGGAAGCAGCACUGAUGCGCGUGCGCGCGACGGGCGCGACGGCAGCCGAGGCGGCGCGCGCGCAGGACGCGGAGCACGCGCGCGCCUCCGAGCGCGCGUACUUCGCGCAGCGCUUUGCGGAGCGCCGGCUAGAGCUCGAGAAGCUGGAGAAGAGGAUAUUCCCUCCACAAGUUCGAGCAUUGGUAAGGCAAGACUCGACCAGGUCCACGGACAACGCUGCUAUGACCGAAGAAGCAUCAGCCACGGCGCAAAUGGAAGACGUAUUCCAGAGGCUCAUGAAACUCACAGGUGUAACCGACGCAGAGGAAGUGUUCGACCGUUUCCGAGCGCAGCGGGAAACCUCUAAACGUCUCAACUACCUACAAGCCACUAUAGAAGAGGAGAAACUGCAGCUUGAGAGCACUCAAACCAACCUGCUGGCUGAACUGGAAGCUUUCAAGUUUGCCUCCGUCAAGGAUAAAGAUGAAACGCAAGACCAGAUAACAGCUUUAAAGGAAGAAAUAAAGGCUGAAGAUGAAACCUACUCUGGUCUGGAAAGCGAGCUUGAAGACCUGGACAACCUGCUGCUCGAGAUCAAGAGAUUGCUGUACGAGCUAUGCAAGCUGUUGGACGUGAUCCCCGAGCCACCAGUCCCCGAAUGGACCGCGGAAGCACGCGACGUGCACGCGCUGCUGGGCGUGCUGCGCGCGCGAUUCGAGCACGCCGGCGCGCGCGCUGAAGACGUGCGCGUGCGCCGAGAUGUCAGCACCAUGCAUAUGCCUUCUAAUCCUACUAGCGGAGCGGCGUCCGUGGCCGGCAUCAGUAUGCAGAGCCACAGCACCCCAAAGGAGGCCGAAAACGCGGCCCCGACUUACAAGGAACUGCUGACUAAGGAGCCUGUUAGGCAACCUCCGUCUGAUGAAGAAGAAGAUAUACCAUCCCGAUGUUAUCUGAAGAGGCAAGCGCAGCUGAUCGUGGACACCAAAUGCCGAAGGAAAGGCUUCAGGACUCCAUAUCCAAGACGAUAAAUUUACACACGCACACUGAGGGCUUUCACGGGACUCCCCCCCCCCCCCCCCCUCACACGAAAAUGAACUGAAUGAUUUUAGUCAAUUAUCUACAAGUUGCACGACUACUUAUAGUAAACCCCUCGUAUGCUGCGGCUUGAAAAUGGCUAUUGGCUUGGUGAUCUUAAUACCUAAAACAAUAAAUUUAAAUUCUUGCACAUACGUCUAAGCAUACAAGGGGUUAUUGAGUGAAAUAAAAUGUUGAGUUUAAAUAAAAUUGGUGUUAUUAUUUUAUUCUGUCACGGUGGAUACUAAACUCUUUGGUCACUGGAGUCAACAUGGAGUCCAGUCAAAUUAAAUUGCAAAAUACCUAUCGGCAGAAUAGGUAGGUUUAACCCGUCGUAUGCUCCUGUUAGAUUUGAUUAUUGAAAAAGUGACCUUGACAUUUAGAACAAUAGAUUUAAAUUCCCACGCACGGAUC